This is a messenger RNA of Drosophila busckii, 870 nucleotides long. RefSeq lists its product as uncharacterized. The record is from RefSeq and is a predicted model, not a curated record. Gene Ontology annotation, cellular component: extracellular region. The coding region runs from base 2 to 811 and encodes 269 amino acids. Gene Ontology annotation, molecular function: chitin binding. The transcript has a single exon. NCBI's taxonomy places the organism in Eukaryota, Metazoa, Arthropoda, Insecta, Diptera, Drosophilidae.
GAUGAGGUGCUUUAAAUUGUUGCUAACACUGCUGGUGGGUCUAGUUGGCUGUCAGGCCAAUGCUCUAGUGAAUAGGACUCACUUGGGAAUAGACGCAGCAGCGCUUGUGACAAAUCCUUGCCAGGAGGUGAAAACAGCAGGCUUUAUCUGCGUGGAUUGCGGCACGUUGGGCUUCUGCUCAAACGUUAAUGGGCAAUGGCAAACUGUGGGCAUGACAGAUUGCAAAACGGAACGCGGCUUUUACUGCAGUGAUGAGGGUCAAGGAACUAUUGGUUGCACCUGGCAGCCGAAGUGCACGGUGCCAGUGCGUGGCAAGUUCUAUUGCCAGCAACCUGGUUUUUUCCCUGAUCCCUACGACUGCCGUAGCUAUCACGAGUGCGAUGAGCGACAUGUGGACACGCCGCGGCAGUGCACCAAUGGUGCUGGCUACUCGCUGGCUACAAAUACUUGUGUGAUUCCACGACACACCGACCAGUGCACGGAGAAGCAAUACGAAUGUCGCGCUGUGGGCGAUACAGGCGCCUGGCCGGCCGACAAUCGGUUCUACUAUGUGUGUCAGAAGGAGACCGUGGGCGGCGACGAUUACUAUUAUCCGCUGAUGAUGAAGUGCCGCGAGGGCUAUGAAUUCAAUGGCCAUAGCUGUGUGCAGUCUUCCAGGUCGCUGAAAAGCAUCAAUUGCAUGGAUGGUGAGCUGAUUGCAGCAGACGACGACAGCGGCUUCUAUAUCUGUAUCAACAACAAUCUGUAUUAUCAGACUUGUGGCGUCGGCAAUCGUUUUGAUCCCGUCCAGCUCACGUGUCGUCCUGUUUAGACCAGCACAUGUUCUCCACUUCUGAUUACAGCAAAUAAUAAAGCUGAUUGCAAUACAAA